Rhineura floridana is the source of this 4179-nucleotide messenger RNA. RefSeq lists its product as uncharacterized. Gene Ontology annotation, cellular component: cytosol; lipid droplet. Gene Ontology annotation, biological process: positive regulation of triglyceride storage; lipid storage. The record is from RefSeq and is a predicted model, not a curated record. The transcript is spliced from 18 exons. The coding region runs from base 315 to 3128 and encodes 937 amino acids. Lineage: Eukaryota; Metazoa; Chordata; Lepidosauria; Squamata; Rhineuridae.
UUCUAACCACGCCCCCAACCCCUGGGGUGGCGAGCUAAGUCACCUCUAGCUCGGUGGUGGUGGGAGCGGAUCGCAUCCAGAGGUUACCCCGGGGUAACUGAAAGUCCUUCUAGGUUUUGCUUCCGGAGUUUGGUUCCUUUUUGCAAAACUUUUUCGCCUGAUGUGAGCAAGCAUUUGCGUCCCUCCGGGGCUGAAAGCAGAGCAGGUCUCUUGGCUUCGUGCCUAAGCGAUUCGGGGCCUCUUCAAAGGGACCCAUCCGUCCCGACUUGAAACAAAACCACCAUAGGGGGACAUUUCCCAGGCGCAAUUGUGCCAUGUCGUCAGAAGGAAAAGUUAGGAGCGAAGUGGCCCCUGAAAGCCAAGAGCCAGAUCAGCAGAACGUCGUCAGUCGGGUCACCAGCCUGCCCCUGGUCAGCUCGACCUACGACAUGGUCUCCUCCGCUUACACCUCCACGAAAGAGACUCACCCCUACCUCAAGUCCGUCUGUGAUGUGGCAGAGAAAGGCGUGAAGACCAUCGCAGCUGUGGCCGUGAGCGGCGCUCAGCCUCUCCUCACCAAGCUGGAGCCUCAGAUUGCAACAGCCAAUGAGUACGCCUGCAAAGGCCUCGAUAAGCUGGAAGAGAAACUGCCUAUUCUGCAACAACCGUCUGAGAAGGUGGCAGCAGACACUAAGGAACUGGUCUCCAGCACCGUCAACGGGGCGAAGGAUGCUGUCGCCAGUGGCGUGAGCGGUGUGGUGGGCAUGGCCAAGGGGGCCGUGCAGGGCAGCGUGGAGAUGACCCGAUCGGUGGUGGCUGGGGGCGUGAACACCGUCAUGGGGUCCAGAGUGGGCCAGAUGGUUGCGACAGGCGUGGAUGCGGUGCUGGGCAAGUCUGAACAGCUGGUGGAUCACUACCUCCCGAUGACAGAUCAAGAGCUUGCCGAACUGGCCACCUCCGUGGAGGGCUUUGAGAUCGCCACCGUGGAACAGCAGAAAGCCGAGCGGAGCUACUUUGUCCGCCUGGGGUCUCUCUCGGCCAAGCUCCGCCACCGUGCCUACCAACACUCCCUGGACAAGCUGAGGAACACCAAGCAGAGCACCCAGGAUGCCCUCACUCAACUUCACCAAACCAUCGAGCUGAUGGAGCAUGUCAAACAGGGCGUAGACCAAAAGCUGCAGGGUGGUCAGGAAAAGCUACAUCAGAUGUGGUUGGAAUGGAGCCAGAAACAGCAGCCUGAGAGCGAUGAGCCGCAGGACUCGUUGGUACAGCCUGAGGUUGAACCCCAGACUCUCACCAUGCUUCGGGGUCUCACCCGGCAGCUGCAGAACUCCUGCGUGACCCUCAUGGCCAGCGUCCAAGGUCUUCCGGCCGGCAUCCAGGACAAAGUCCGGCACGUCCGCCACACUGUGGAGGCCCUCCACAUCUCCUUCUCUGGGGCUGACUCGUUCCAAGACGUGCCCCCAGCCCUCCUGGCCCAGAGCUGUGAGCGGAUCGCUAAGGCCCGCGGGUCCGUGGAUGAAAUGCUGGAUUACGUGGUGCAGAAUGUCCCCCUCCCGUGGGUGGUGGGGCCCUUUGCCCCCAGCUUGGUGGAACAUCCGGACACGCCAAGGGAUGGCGGUGAAAAGGCAGCGGGAGAUGGCCUUCAGCCCCAGGAAGAAGUACUCAGUGAAAAGCCCAAGAGCCCACCAAAGGAACCCUCUGAGCCGAAGAAGGACAUUUACAACCCUGCAAGAGAAGUCACUCCGGAGUAUAAAAAGGAGUUGGGCAGGGGUGUGGACAGCUAUACGCUAGUCGGAGCCGGACUCUGGGCGUCGGAGUUGCACCUUGACUCGAGAAUGGCUUCCACAGAGGGUGACGUUGCCGGGUCCGCAGGAGCGGAAGAACAAGAUCAGAAAAAUGUCGCUGGCAGGGUAGCUAGCCUGCCGCUGGUCAGCUCUGCCUACAGCAUGGUCUCAGCAGCGUAUGCUUCUACUAAGGAGAGUUACCCGUAUGUGAAAUCCGUCUGCGACGUGGCGGAGAAGGGCGUGAAGACCAUUGCUUCUGCUGCCGUCAGUGGUGCUCAGCCCAUCCUGAGCAAGUUGGAACCACAGAUUUCGACAGCCAAUGAAUAUGCAUGCAAGGGGCUGGAUAAGCUGGAGGAAAACUUGCCGAUUCUUCGACAGCCAACCGAUAAGAUCAUAUCGGGCACAAAAGAGAUGGUAACAUCCACCGUAACGGGAGCCAAGGAUGCCAUCAGCAGCACGGUCACGGGGGCGAAGGAUGUGGUCACCAGCACCAUGACUGGGAUGGUCGAUAAAACCAAGGAGGCGGUUCAAGGGGGCGUCGAGAUGACCAGGUCGGCGGUCACCAGUGGCGUCAACACUGUGAUGGGGUCUUCCGUGGGACAGAUGGUGGCGAGCAGCGUAGAUGCAAUGCUGGGGAAGUCUGAAGAACUGGUUGACCACUACCUUCCGAUGACAGAUGAGGAAUUGGCCAAACUGGCCACCUCCGUGGAGGGCUUUGAGAUCGCCACCGUGGAACAGCAGAAAGCCCAGCACAGCUACUUUGUCCGCCUGGGGUCUCUCUCGGCCAAGCUCCGCCACCGUGCCUACCAACACUCCCUGGACAAGCUGAGGAACGCCAAGCAGAGCACCCAGGACGCCCUCGUUCAGCUUCACCAAACCAUCGAGCUGAUUGAGCAUGUGAAGCAAGGGGUCGACCAGAAGAUGAAGACUGGGCAGGAGAAACUGCAUCAGAUGUGGCAACAAUGGAGUCAAAAGCAGCCCCUUGAAAUGAGCCAGAAGGAUGCCCCUGAGCCAGAGAUCGAGUCUCAGGCGUUAGAGGUGUCCCGUGGCCUAGCCCAGCAGCUGCAGUCAGCCACCACUGCCCUGGUCUCCAACCUGCAAGGCCUUCCGUCGGGGCUCCAAGAGAAAGUGGGCCUUCUCCGUCAGAAUGUCGAGGAGCUCCGGACGUCCUUUGUCUCUGCCAAGUCCUUCCAGGACUUGUCAGCUUCCAUCUUGGCCCAGAGCAGGGAGAAGGUCACCAAGCUCCGCGAGCUGACAGACGAGCUGAUGGACCACGUGGUCCACAACGCCCCCCUCUCGUGGCUUGUGGGGCCCUUUGUGGCCUCUGGCAAACCAGAGGCGGAGGAAAUUGAGAUGCACUAAGGGGUGGGAGGUGAGAUCUAGGAUAUUGUGCCAACAACAGGCUUCCCUUAAUAAUAAUAAUAAUAAAAAGCUUCCAGCAUCCAAGCCAGCCUUGAAGAAAGGGAAGCCAAACAAGUUUAAUGUUGCUCAGUAACUCUAACAUGCACCCAGGCUUAAAGCAGCACGUUUGAGGGGGAGAGCUGCUCUUUUUGAGAGUUUCCUUUUCUCCAACUAGGGUGAAAGCCAUCUGGGGGCAAUUCUAUAUAUACAACACUCUUGAUGUGCUAAGGCUGCUGUCUCAAGGAGGGAUAACUUUUUUUUUCUUGCGGGGGGGAUCACUAUGCAAUUAAGAGCAAAACCUUUUCUUCCUCCUCCCCCCCCUUGCAUCACCCACCCAUUUGGACAGUAGGUUUUGCUUCCUAAAUACCUUCAUCCCCGUUCCAAAAGUCUGGCAGUUUUGCGCCACUGUGCCCUCUGUUUUCAAUUGCCUUGAGCGGGUUUGAUGGGGGAACGUCUCUGCAAGCCCGGCUGCCAGAGGGAAUUUGGGAACAAGUACCUUGGCACUGUUGGACUGGAAGUAAAUGUGCAAGACCUAGACAGGAAAUGUAACACGAUUUCGCCCCCUGCAAGAAUUGGUCUUUUGUGUUACUGAUUUUCAUUUCUCUCUCUCUGUCAGCAAGUCAAAAACUGGCUAGAUGAAACGUAGGAAGGGCAUCCAGUGAAGCGCUACUCAGAGUAGACCCGUUGAAAUGGAUACUAUGCCCCUUGAUUUGAAUGGGUAUAGGAAGUGGGGAGUAGGAUUGCCAUUGCAUAUAUCACCCACAGUCGACUAGGUCCUUGCAAAUGCUUCUAGAGUUUGAGAAGCAAUUUUAAGUCUCAAACCACCAAAAUUUUGGGGUUGGGUAGAACGGGGAGAAGAUUCAAAUGGAGCUUCCUGUAAACCAGUGCUAUGCCCUUAGUCUGUAAGUUCCUCUUAUGAAACGGUCCCCUCCACAACAUCGCACGCCAUAUUGCCACUUUAUCUCUGCUCGGUGCCUUUAAAUUCACAAAUAAAACACAUUUUGCAUUGAAA